AUGGACGUGGAUCCCUCUAAGGGGUUAAGGAAACCGGAACACACUUCCUGUCCCUUAUGGGUGAAAUUACAUAAUAUUCCGUUGGUUGCUUUUAACAAGGAGGGUGUUAGUCGCAUUGCAAGUGUUUUGGGAGUACCGAAACAGAUGGAUGCUUGUACUGCAUCCAUGUGUGAAAAAGCUUGGGGACGGCCGGGGUUUGCUAAGGUCUUAGUUGAGGUUUGGUCAGUGGGUGAGUUGAAAAGGUAUAUUGAUGUUGAAAUUCCGAAUCUCAAUGGUGGUGAUGCCGAACUAGUGAAAAUACAAGUUGAAUACAUUUGGGAACCGAUCCAAUGUUCACAUUGUCAGGUUUUUGGUCAUAAAAUUUCUACUUGUGUUAAAGCUCCAAGUAUGAAAAAAGGUAAGCAAGUUGAUGGGAGGAAAGACGCUGAUGGAUUUAUCAGAGAGGAGAAAAAGCAUUGGGGACCGAAAAUUGGGAAUAAGGCCAAAGGUAAAGAACCUGAGAUCGCCACAAAUCUGGUUCGUCCGGUGGAUGUGGGAGCAAGCACCUCAAAUGUGGGUCAGUUGGAAAUAAAAAAUAAUGGGACUAAUGACGUUGCUCCAUCAAGUGCGAUUAUGAAGAAUACUUCAAAAGACACAGGUAAUGUUGGUUCUGGGUCUUCUUCUUCUCAUUCCAUAAACUCUUCGUCCCAUCCUCGAUCUACUCCCACCCCUCUUAUUGAUUCUGUGGUCAAAAACUUUCGGAUGCCAAGAAGGGGGGUUUUGUUAGACCCUGUGGUAGGCCCCAACAAAUAUGGAGUUCUGGAGCAGUUAGAUGAAGAGGAAAAUCUUGUUGAUCACCAAGUAAUUAUGGAUAAAGAUCCUGUUGCGAACACUUUGAAUAUGAACAGGAGGGAGCAAGGUUUGUGUGCAAUUAUUGAGUCUCAUGUGUCUAAGGACUCUCUUGAAAGUGUGUGUGCCAAGCUUUUUGGUCGGUGGGCUUGGAUCUCUAAUCAAACUGUGAGUGUGUCGGGUACACGUAUCAUCCUUGCUUGGAAUUCCCGUAGUUUAGAUGUAAUGGCUAUGGAGGUUCAGAAUCAAUUCCUGAAGUGUAAAGUUUUUUUAAGAGGUGGUCAAGAUGUUUUCUUUCUGUCUCUGGUCUAUGGUGCUAAUGCAUGUACUCCUCGUAGAGAAUUGUGGUCGGGGUUAAGGAAAUUUAAAGUCUUGAUUGGUUCCAAUCCAUGGAUAGUAAUGGGAGAUUUCAACUCCAUGUUGUUUCCGCAUGAUGGGUUUGGAGGGUCUUCUCGCCGUAAUAUUGAUAUGUCUGAUUUUUUUGCGUGUGUGGAGGAUGUAGAAAUUUUUGAUAUGCAAUAUACUGGUGUUCAUUUCUCUUGGAAUCAAAAACCGAAUUCUGAAGGGGGAAUCAUGCGAAAACUUGAUAGGGCUAUGGCUAAUGCGGAAUUCACUUCUAAAUACCAUGAUGCAACUGUUCAUUUCCAUCCUGCCGGUCUUUCGGAUCAUUCACCGGUGGUUCUUUCUUUUAAAGGCGGUUUACGGAAAACGAGGUAUGGGUUUAAAUUUGAUAAUUUAAUGGCUGAACACCCGGAUUUCUUGAAGAUUGUUAAGGCGGAAUGGUCUAAUUAUGUUGAGGGGACUUUUAUGUUUAAGGUCACUUCCCAUUUAAAGGCUCUAAAGGUCCCGCUUCGUAGGCUUCAGAAUAUUUUUGGUAAUCUUGGCAAGAGGGUUUCUUUUCUAAAAAUUGAGUUAGACCGUGUUCAACUGGAUUUUGAUAACAAUCCCUGUAAUGCUGAGUUGGGGUUGGAACUUGGUCAUCUUCGUAUUGCUUACCAAAAUGCUUGCUGGGAUGCGGAGUGUGCUGCUAAGCAACGGGCAAAAGUUAAGUGGUUGAAUGAGGGGGAUUUGAAUACAAAAUUCUUCCAUCAUGUGAUUAAAGAACGGCACCAUUCCAACUCCAUUCAAUCGGUAUGCACUAGUACUGGUGAAUUUGUUCAUGGUGAUGAUGUUCCUAAUAUUUUUGUUGAAUAUUUUCGUGAUUUUCUUGGCCUUCGUAUUGGUAAUCAUAAAGCUCCUGGAUCGGAUGGAUUUACUUCGCGGUUUUUUAAAGCUUCUUGGGAUGUUGUUGGGCGUGAUGUGGAGAUUGCAAUUCACAAUUUCUUUUAUCGAGGUAACCUCCCAAAGGAAUUAAAUCAUACGCUUCUUUGUCUUAUUCCUAAAACUGUGAAUGCUUCUAAGGUUACUGAUUACCGUCCUAUAGCUUGCUGCAAUGUACUUUAUAAAUGCAUUAGUAAAGUCAUUGUAAAUAGAAUGAAGGAUUCCUUGGAUUCUCUGAUAGAUAAGGCCCAAUCGGCCUUUAUCCCGGGUAGGAAGAUUUCGGAUAAUAUUCUUAUGGCUCAUGAGCUUGUUUCUGGGUAUCAGACUUCGGUAGGUCCCCCUCGAUGUGCUUUCAAGAUUGAUAUUAAAAAAGCCUAUGAUAUGGUUGAUUGGAGGUUUCUCAUUGUAAUGAUGCAUGGCUUAGGGUUUCACCCUGUUCUGAUUAAAUGGAUUAGGGAAAUGAUGUCCACUACUUCCUACUCGCUUGCAAUUAAUGGUGAAUCUUAUGGUUUUUUUCAUGGUGGAAGGGGUCUUCGGCAAGGUGAUCCGUUAUCACCAUAUUUAUUUACGAUUAUUAAGGAGGGUUUUUCUAUGCUCCUUAAGACUUGUAUCAGGGAGGCUUCUGCUUUUGGAUACCAUCGUGGUUGUGAGGAGCUGGAUAUCACUCAUCUUUGUUUUGCAGAUGAUUUAUUUGUGUUUACUAAAGGUGAUGUUCAUUCGGUGGAGGUUCUUAAAAAAGCUCUCUCUCUCUUUCAUCAGCGUUCAGGUUUGGAGCCAAGUCUUGAAAAGAGCGAAAUUUAUUUUGGCAAUGUGCCCCUUCAUAUUAGGGAGGCCAUUCUGGUUUGCCUCCCUUUUAAACUUGGCUCUUUUCCUGUUCGUUAUCUGGGAGUGCCACUUUCUCAUGCUCGUUUGAAAAUUAGUUACUAUAGACCUUUGCUUGCUAAGGUUAAAAGUCGUAUUUUUAAUUGGAAGACUAAGUUUCUCUUGUUCGGUGUACAUAGGCAACUUAUUAUAGCGGUCUUACAAUCGCUUCAAUUGCAUUGGCUGUCUGUUUUCCUUUUUCCGUCGGGUGUCAUUAUUGAAUCGAUCUUCCGGAAAUUUUUUUGGGCUCCAAGGGAUGAUCCACGUGGGCGGUGUAGAUUAUCGUGGGAUGUGGUGUGUCGUCCUCUGGAAUUGGGGGGUCUUGGUAUUAAACGGUUGGCGACUUGGAACAGGGCUUUACUUGCUAAACAUGUUUGGGAUAUUGUUCGCCAUCAUAAUUCUUUGUGGGUUCGGUGGAUUUAUAGUCAUACUCUUAGAACCAACCACUUCUGGUUGGUUCGGAAAAGUUCUAAUUGGUCAUGGGUUUUCCGUAAACUUUUAGACAUUAGGAUUCAUGUGCGACAGUAUUUUGUGUCUCAAAUUGGUGAUGGUACGGAUACUAAUGCUUGGGAGGAUUCUUGGCUUCCUUGUGGUCCUCUUUCGGCUUUUAUGUCUUAUCGGUUUAUCUAUUCUUGUGGGUUUUCUCCUGCUACUACGGAACGGAAUAGAAGACUUUUUACUGGGGAUCGUCGGAACAUCGAGCAGAUUAUUCAAGCCAUUGUUCAGAAUGUUGAAAUUCGUGUGGCUUGGUUGGAGAAACGGUUAUUGGGCAAUACUGGUUGA
This is a messenger RNA of Cynara cardunculus var. scolymus (artichoke), 3732 nucleotides long. RefSeq lists its product as uncharacterized. The transcript has 4 exons. Lineage: Eukaryota; Viridiplantae; Streptophyta; Magnoliopsida; Asterales; Asteraceae. Bases 1 to 3732 code for a protein of 1243 amino acids. The record is from RefSeq and is a predicted model, not a curated record.